AUGGCGUAUAAAUUGAGAGACAGGAAGCAAAAGAGAAUUUACGUGAGCUCAAGCAGCUCCGAAAGUGACUCGAGCCUUUCUGAUCCCGACUAUUCAAGAACAAGGCCUCGAAGACAACCUCAACGAAACAACAAUAAUCCGUGUGCUCCAAAAGAAACCACAGAUGUCGAAAUGGUGGAAGCGGGAAAAAGUCGUCGGAGAAGAAAACGAGCUCCUUAUUCGUUUAAGAAAAGCACUAGACCAUCUGCGAAUAAGACGGCCGGCAUACAACCUAAGAUGAGAAGAACAAUCCUGUCAAGGUUGAUAGAGAUGGAGAUGAUUGAGGAAAAUGCAGAAGUGUGGUACAUGGAUGAAACCCGCAGAAGAAUACUGCUGAAGGGAAUGAUUACAAGGGGUGGGAUUUUCUGCCAUUGUUGUAAGAAGGAGAUUACAGUGUGGGAGUUUGAAGUUCAUGCUGAGUGUGAUGAUCUGCAAAGGCCAUAUGCAAACAUUUUCCUCGCCAGGAAACGUGUUUCUCUGCUGGAAUGCCAACUCUUGGGAUCACAACAUUAUGGAUUCAACAAGAUUGAGCCUAAAGAGAAUGCUGUCGACAAAAAUGAUGAUGCUUGUAUGAUCUGCGCAGAUGGAGGCGACUUGAUAUGUUGUGAUAAUUGUCCUUCAACUUUUCAUACAGAUUGUAUGCAUAUGGAGACUAUUCCGCAAGAUGAUUGGCUAUGCCCUUACUGUGUCUGCAAACACUGUGGUCUUGCCGGCUAUGGUGCUGAUGAAUUAUUCACAUGCUCUCAAUGUCAGAAGAAAUAUCACUGGGCAUGUUAUCUUGAAGAAGACUUGGAUCUUAAUACUCCAGUGACUCCUGUCAACUCCUUUUGUGGGCAGAGCUGCAGGGAGAUUUAUGAGCACUUGGAGAGAAUGUUGGGAGUCAGAAACGAGGUAGAUGGAGGAUUGACUUGGUCUUUAAUCCGCCAAACAGACCUGGAGUCAGCUGCACCUAUCAAUAAUUUGCAUCAGAUUGUUGAAUGUAACUGCAAGAUUGCUCUUGUAUGGGGAAUGUUGGAUCAAUCUUUCGUUACAACCAUAGACCGCCACACCAGCAUAAACGUGAUUCAUAGUGUCAUUUACAAUCGAGGAUCAAAUUUGAAUAGGAUAAACUUUAAUGGUUUUUAUACGGCUAUUCUUGAGAAGGAUGAUGAGAUAAUCUCCGCAGCAUGUCUGAGAAUACAUGGGAAGAAGAUUGCAGAGAUGCCCUUUGUUGCAACCAAUGAAAACUAUAGGCAUAAAGGGAUGUGGAGAAAGCUUCUGGCUGCAAUUGAAUCUGUAAGUUGA
This is a messenger RNA of Corylus avellana, 1323 nucleotides long. RefSeq names its product increased DNA methylation 1-like. Gene Ontology annotation, biological process: regulation of transcription by RNA polymerase II; negative regulation of DNA-templated transcription. The record is from RefSeq and is a predicted model, not a curated record. Gene Ontology annotation, molecular function: transcription corepressor activity; acyltransferase activity, transferring groups other than amino-acyl groups. Lineage: Eukaryota; Viridiplantae; Streptophyta; Magnoliopsida; Fagales; Betulaceae. Gene Ontology annotation, cellular component: nucleus.